CCCUUGUCGUCCGGAGACAUGUCUGGAUCCCGAACGGGAAACGACCCCCGUGGGGCCCCGCGUCGAGAGGUAUAUGAUAAUAGAGGGAUCGUCAGACUUCGCUGAUGCCCUUUUGUCGCUUGAUCUCAUCCUCAUCUCUUGCCACCAUCACAGCCAACAGCUCGUUCAAAAUUGUCGCGCGGCUCUGAGCACCGGUUGUCCACCAUGUCGGAUCCCGAGAAGACGCGUGCUGCGAGCACUGAGCAUAAUGAAGCCCCUCCACAGUUGGAAAAGGCGGCCGCACCCGCAGAAGCCAUCUCCGCUACCUUUGAAGUCACAGGCGGUGCUCCCAACCCAUGGGGCAAGGGUCAUUUGAAGCUGUACGCGGCAUGCCUGAUCAUUUACCUUUGCUCGACGAUGAACGGAUAUGACGGCUCGCUCAUGGGCUCCAUCAAUGCCUUACCAGAGUAUCAGGAAUACUACAACCUGGGGAAAGGCGGCACGUCCACCACCGGCCUCGUUUUCUCCAUCUUCCAGAUUGGACAGAUGAUCGGCGCCCUCUUCACCUGGAUCUGUGACUGGCGCGGCCGAAAGAUUACCAUGAUCGUGGCCUGCUUCGGCAUCUUAGCCUCGGCCAUCUUCACCGCGUUGGCGCCGACCCUGGCAUCCUUCAUCGGUGCUCGGUUCCUCCUCAGCUUCUUCUCUACCAUUGCCACAGUGGCGGCACCGCUCCUUCUUGUCGAGAUUGCGCCGCCGCUGCAUCGAGGCGCAGUGGCUGGCGCUUACAACACGCUGUAUUACAUGGGCAGCAUCAUCGCUACAUUUGCCAUGUACGGCGCGAACCUUCAUCUGAGCGGCAAUCUCAAGUGGCGACUGCCUCUCUGGCUUCAGAUGCUUUGCCCUGGUUUCGUCUGCAUUCUGGGUUGGAUCGUGCCCGAGAGUCCCAGGUGGCUCAUCGCCAAGGGCAGAUACGACGAGGCUCGCAACUUUAUCAUUACUCAUCACGCCAACGGCGACGCCCAUCAUCCUAUCGUGGCCAUCGAGAUGAACGAGAUCGAAGCCUCGCUGCGCGACGGUCAGCUGCGCUCAGCCAAGUCAUAUUUCGACCUGCGAACUCUUGUCAAGUCACGGAGCAGGCUGUAUCGCCUGAUGCUUGCCAUGACUAUGGCUUGGUUUGGACAAUUCUCUGGCAACAACGUGUCUAGCUAUUAUCUGCCUGUGAUGGUGGAGAAUGUUGGCAUCACUUCAGUCAACACGGUCCUACUUCUGAACGCCAUCUAUGCAGUUACAGGCUGGAUUGCGGCAACGGCUGGAGCCCGGUUGCACGACAUCUUUGGCCGUCGCAAGAUGCUCAUGUCGUCUUGCGCUGGCAUGUCCGUUUCGCUGGCGGUUGUAGCUGCCACCGCCGCCAAGUACGAGCAGACGGGAAGUCAGGCGGCUAGCUCGGCUAGCAUUGCCUUCAUCUACAUCUUCGGCGUUGUCUUUGCCAUCGCUUUCACGCCCAUGCAGCCCAUCUACCCGGCCGAAGUGCUGGCUAAUGAUAUGCGCGCCAACGGCAUGAUGAUGUUCCAAAUCACGGCCGGAUGCGCCAGCUUCGUCAACACAUUCGCUGCCCCUAUUGCCAUGAAGAAUAUCAAGUACUGGUUCUAUGUGUUCUUUGUCUUCUGGGACAUAUUUGAGCUUGCCUUUAUUUACUUUUUCUACGUUGAGACGAAGGGCCGAACUCUUGAAGAAUUAGACCAGGUGUUUGAGGAGAAGAACCCCCGCAAGGCCAGUACCCGGAAGGUGACGGUGGAGUGA
This is a messenger RNA of Purpureocillium takamizusanense, 1779 nucleotides long. RefSeq lists its product as uncharacterized. Gene Ontology annotation, biological process: transmembrane transport; carbohydrate transport. The record is from RefSeq and is a predicted model, not a curated record. The transcript has 5 exons. NCBI's taxonomy places the organism in Eukaryota, Fungi, Ascomycota, Sordariomycetes, Hypocreales, Ophiocordycipitaceae. Gene Ontology annotation, molecular function: carbohydrate:proton symporter activity. The coding region runs from base 205 to 1779 and encodes 524 amino acids. Gene Ontology annotation, cellular component: membrane.